AUGUUGGUGAAAAUCGAAAACUGUACCAAAUUAUCCGCCAAGUUAGUGGUAAAUCCUCAAGACUCUGUUCGAAAUGUGAAUGGCAACUUUAUCGCUGAAAACUCGGCCAAGGUCGAUCACUGGCGUGAAGAUUUAGAACACCUCCUCAACUUCGAUGAGCAACCCAUCACAUCCUCCCUCUCCUCUGCAGCGGAUUUUCAACCUUCUCCAGCCUAUGCAGUGUCGUGCGACCUCGCUUCUGAAGACGAAGUUGACGAUGAUAUACAAAAGAUACGCAACAAGGCGUACAGGGAGAGCGGUGUUCCCGCUGAAGUCUACAAGUCUUGUGUCGACACUCUGGCUCAUUGGCUUUAUGAGGUGAUUGGACAAGCGUGGAGAGACGAAACCGUUCCGGACGACUGGGGCUCAGGCAUCGUCGUACCUAUCUACAAGAAGACUUUCGCAGUGUGGCGUCCCACAAUAUUCCUUGUUUUCAUAAACGACUGUAUUGGGGACAUAGAGUGUAAUGUCACCUUGUUCGUUGACGACAAAAUUAUGUAA
Messenger RNA from Dibothriocephalus latus, 540 nucleotides. NCBI's taxonomy places the organism in Eukaryota, Metazoa, Platyhelminthes, Cestoda, Diphyllobothriidea, Diphyllobothriidae. The record is from the annotation of a GenBank genome assembly.